Messenger RNA from Sinocyclocheilus grahami, 1404 nucleotides. RefSeq names its product skin secretory protein xP2-like. The record is from RefSeq and is a predicted model, not a curated record. The transcript is spliced from 2 exons. The coding region runs from base 1 to 1404 and encodes 467 amino acids. NCBI's taxonomy places the organism in Eukaryota, Metazoa, Chordata, Actinopteri, Cypriniformes, Cyprinidae.
AUGUCAGUCAUGCCUACACAACCCUUCAUCCCCAUAGAUGAGCACGAUGAGCUCAUUACAGCCCUCCUCGCAGGGCGGUGGUGGGCAGUAAUGGAGGUUGAAGACCGUUUACACUCCUCAUCUGAAAAGGGUGAGUGUGAACAUCUCCCUUCGGGCCAGUGGUGGGGAAUAGUGGAGGAAGCACCUGUGCCCACUGCAUUCCACAAGGAAGCACCUGUUCUGGCCAUGUCCCCUGAGGGAGCCCCUGUGCUCACUGCGUCCCCCGAAGAAACACCUACUCUGGCCAGGACCCCUGAGGGAACACCUGUGAUCACUGCCUCCCCUGAGGAAACACCUGCUCUGGCCAGGUCCUCUGAGGGAGCACCUGUUUCUGCUGCAUCCUCCGAGGAAGCACCUUCUCCAGCCAGGACCGCUCUGAGGAGAAAAUUAACGAUCCCUACAAAUAUGAGGCAGUACCUGACAAGGGAUGUCAUUUUAACACCUUUGCCAUUAAGACCUCCAAAGGGACCUGCUCCACCUGCCAGGGCCCCAAAAGGAGCACCUGUUCCCUCUGGUUCUCCUGAGGGACUAUCUGUUCCAACUGGGUCCUCUGAGGAAGCACCUGCUCCAGCCAGGUCCUCAGCAGGUGCACCUGUUCCUACAGUGGCCUCCGUGGAAGCAUCUGCUCUGACCGGGUCCCCUGAGGGAGCACCUGUUUCUGCUGCAACCUCCGAGGAAGCACCUGCUCCAGCCAAGGCCCUAUUGAGGAGAAAAGAAACAAUCCCUGAAAAUAUGAGGCUGUAUCUGACAAGGGAUGUCAUUUUAACACCUUUGCCCUUAAGGCUUUCAAAGGGACCACCUCCACCAGCCAAGGCCCCAAAAGGAGUACCUGCUCCCUCUGCUUCCCCUGAGGAAGCACCUGCUCCAGUUAGGUCCCCCCAAGGAGCACCUGUUUGUUCCGCAUUCCCCAAAAAAACACCUGCUUCGGACAGGUCUCAUGAAAGAACACCUGUCUGCUCUGCAUCCCCUGAGGGAGCACUUGUCCCGGUCAGGUCUCCUGAGGGUGCACCUGUACCUGCCGCCUCCUUCGAGGAAGCUCCUGCUCCGGCCAAGUCCCCUGAGGGAGGACCUGGGCCCACUGAAUCUCCCAAGAAAGCACCUGCUCCAGCCAGGUCCCCUAAAGAAGUGCUUGGGCCCAACAAGCCCCCUUGGGAAGCAGCUGUGCCCAUCAUGUCCCUAAAGAGAGCGCCCAAACCCACUGCACCCCAACGGGGAGUACCUUGGAAAAGGCUUUGCCCAUGGAGUACUGGAGCUUUGGACAAUGUAGAUGUGGUUCAGCCACCUCCACACAAAAUACAACGUGUGAGAAAAGACCCUAAAGCCUCUGCAAGUUCCCAGCACACUUUGAGUAGAGGCAGUGCCUAA